This is a messenger RNA of Carya illinoinensis, 2163 nucleotides long. RefSeq lists its product as uncharacterized. NCBI's taxonomy places the organism in Eukaryota, Viridiplantae, Streptophyta, Magnoliopsida, Fagales, Juglandaceae. The transcript is spliced from 5 exons. The record is from RefSeq and is a predicted model, not a curated record. Bases 1 to 2163 code for a protein of 720 amino acids.
AUGGAAACAAAAUGUUCAAAAACCAGAAUUGAAGAAGUUAGUAAGAUACUGAAUUUUGAUUCUUGCUCAGUAGUUGACAGUAUAGGAAGCAGUGGAGGACUAGCCUUGAUGUGGAACAACAAAGUUGAAGUGGACAUUUUUAAUUACUCCAGAUGGCAUAUAAGUGCUCAUGUCAAACCUGGCCCAGAUAAACCCAUGUGGCUCUUCACAGGGUUCUAUGGCCACCCUGAGACAGCCAAAAGAAAUAGGAGCUGGGAAUUGUUAAAGAAUCUCAACCCCGGGACCUCAAUGGCCUGGCUGUGUUGUGGAGACUUUAAUGAAAUUCUUGAUCAGAGUGAAAAGGCAGGGGGUUGUCUCAGACCUUAUAGACAACUAGAAAGCUUUAGAGAGGCAAUCAUGGAUUGCUCUUUGAAUCCUAUCAAGACUCAAGGCCCUAAAUUUACAUGGGCUAAUAACAGAAGGGAUGGGAAUUUCACUAAAGAGAAGCUUGAUAGAGCAAUGGCAAACCUUAAUUGGUUACAAAACUUUAGUGAGUCUUGCUGUCAUGUGCUCCCUGCCAUGAAAUCUGACCAUUCCCCCUUUCUGGUCCAAGUGAGUGGCAAAGAUGGUACACCACCCAGCAAACCUUUUUUGUUCAGAUUCGAAGCUGCUUGGAACCUGAAGGAGAGUGUUCUGAACCCCAUUAGAGAAGGAUGGGGUAAAGUAACAAUGGGGGGUGAUGUUGCCUCUACUAUGAGCAGGAGGCUACAUAACUGUGGCCUAGCUCUAAAGAACUGGAACAUGUCAACUAAUAAACAGGCUCCUAUUAAUUUAAAACAGAAGAUGAAACUGUUGGGGGAGCUGCAAGACUCAAAUCAAGGGGACAGAACAGAUGCAGUGCUGGACCACAACAACUCACUGAUUACUCAGCAGCAGCAAAUUGGUGAUAUCUUUACAAAUUUCUUCUCUGAUUUGUUCACCACAUCAAUCCCAUCUGAUAUUGAUUUGUGUCUUGAAGAUGUCCCCCAAAAACUUACCCCUUCGAUGAAUGAAAAGCUGCUGGAAAAAUUUUCUGAAGAUGAGGUAAGAGCUGCUGUAUUUCAGAUGAAAGGUAUGGGGUCUCUAGGCCCUGAUGGAUUCCCAGCAUUGUUUUAUCAAUCCCAUUGGGAUAUCCUUGGCAAGGAAGUGAGCAGACUAAAGCUUGUCCUACUAGAUAUUAUAUCUUCAAACCAAAGUGCUUUUGUACCAGGUAGAGCUAUAACUGAUAAUAUCUUGGUGGCAUACGAAACACUCCACUCAAUGACAACUAGAAUGAAAGGGAGGACAGGGUUUAUGGCCACAAAGCUAGACAUGAGUAAGGCAUAUGACUGGGUGGAGUGGGAUUUCUUGGCUGCAGUGAUGAAAAAGAUGGGGUUUGAUCAAGCCUGGAUCUCCAUCAUCCUAAACUGUAUUUCCUCUGCUGAGGCAGUGGGAAGUCUAUCUAGUGUUCCCAUUGGGAAAGGUCCCCAAAGAGUAAGCCACUUGUUCUUUGCUGAUGACAGCAUGAUUUUUUGCAAGUCAAAUUCUCUGGAGUGGAGUAGGCUGAUGAGAAUUCUAAGUAUCUAUGAGAGGGCCUCGGGUCAGGUGCUUAACAAGGAGAAAUCUUCCAUUUUCUUCAGUAAAAACACUCCUCUAGACAAUCAGCACUUCAUAUUGAGUAUUGUUGGAGUCAAGUCAACGGGUUCCUUUGACAAGUAUUUGGGGCUUCCUGCAAUGGUGGGUAGAUCCACAACUGCUGCGUUCCAUAGUCUUAUUGAUAGGACUUGGGCUAAGAUAACAAACUGGAAGACAAAGUGCCUCUCAACAGUUGGCAAAGAGAGGAAAGACCUUGGUGGGCUGGGAUUUCGAAAUUUCAGUAGUUUUAACCUUGCCCUCCUGGCCAAGCAAGGUUGGAAUAUCCUCACCAAUCCUAGCUCUCUUUCUGCUCAAGUGCUUAAACAGAAAUAUUUCCCCUCGGGAGACCUGCUGCAUGCUAAACUGAGCUAUAGACCAUCUUUGGCUUGGAGAAGCAUGCUGGCAGGAGUAAAGUUAUUGAAAGAGGGCCUACAAUGGAGUAUUGGAAAUGGACACAGUGUUAGAGUAUUGGAAAUGGACACAGUGUUAGGAUCUGAGAGGAUAGAUGGUUACCCAGAUCUAUCUCUUUAA